Molecule: messenger RNA, 2527 nt
Organism: Myotis brandtii (Brandt's bat)
Lineage: Eukaryota; Metazoa; Chordata; Mammalia; Chiroptera; Vespertilionidae
Gene: HHIPL1
Product: HHIP-like 1
Exons: 11
Coding region: 1-1992 (663 amino acids)
Cellular component (GO): membrane
Source: RefSeq, a predicted model, not a curated record
AUGGGGGGCUUGCUUCUCAGAUGUGCCGCUGGCAACGCCCCAGGAGCGCCCGGCAUUGCCAGGAACCGCCGGGCAUUGCCAGGAACCGCCCGCCGCAGAACCUCCAACCCAUUGCUCCCGGAUGCAUUUGGUGAUGUGGCCAGUGUGAACGGAAACGGUGAGAACUCAGCCAGAGCUUUUAUGGAGCAGAGCUCCCCGCCCCAGGCUAAGGCCCCUGAACCCAAAAGGCGGAUCCUCCUGUGUAGUCCUGGUCACCUCCAGACAUGGUGUGGCCACCAGCAGCUCCACGGGGCCCCCUGGUGGCCGGAGAAGUCGCUGUGGCUACAAAGGCGGCGAAUGAUCCUGGACAUCCACUGCCCUAGGACCUUUCUCAGCGACCCAGAAGGCCAGCCAGGAGCGUCUCUGGACCCCGACAUCCCUAGCAUCCCCGAGCUGUCCCUGUCCCUGACCCUGUCCCUGCAGGAAUGCUCGCCCUAUGCAGCCCAUCUCUAUGACGCCGAGGACCCGUCCACGCCCCUGCGCACCCUGCCCGGGCUCUGCGAGGACUACUGCCUGGACAUGUGGCAGACCUGCCGGGGCCUGUUCCGCCACCUGUCGCCCGACCGCAAGCUCUGGGCCCUGGAGGGCGACCGCGCCAAGUUCUGCCGCUACCUGUCCCUGGACGACACCGACUACUGCUUCCCUCGCCUGCUGGUCAACGAGAACCUCAACUCGAACCUGGGCCGCGUGGUGGCCGACGCCAAGGGCUGCCUGCAGCUGUGCCUGGAGGAGGUGGCCAACGGGCUGCGCAACCCCGUGGCCAUGGUCCACGCCCAGGACGGCACCCACCGCUUCUUCGUGGCUGAGCAGGUGGGGCUGGUGUGGGCCUACCUGCCCGACCGCUCGCGGGUGGAGAAACCCUUCCUGAAUAUCAGCCGGGCGGUGCUCACCUCGCCCUGGGAGGGCGACGAGCGGGGCUUCCUGGGUGUGGCCUUCCACCCCCGCUUCCGGCACAACGGCAGGCUCUACGUCUACUACUCGGUGGGGGUCGACUUCCACGAGUGGAUCCGCAUCAGCGAGUUCAGGGUCGCGGAGGACGACGCGAACGCCGUGGACCACAGCUCUGAGAGGAUAAUCCUGGAGAUUGAAGAACCAGCGGCGAACCACAACGGGGGCCAGCUGCUCUUUGGGGACGAUGGGUACCUCUACAUCUUCACCGGAGAUGGCGGGAUGGCCGGAGACCCCUUUGGAACGUUUGGAAAUGCCCAAAACAAGUAUGUCCUGCUUUUGACUCAGGACCACCCGCAACGAUUUGUUGGGGGGGUGCUGAUCCCUUCCACUCACCCCAGCUUCCCCCACCCUGCAGAUGAUGUGCUGCCCAUAUUUGCCUACCCACACAAGCUGGGCAAGUCGGUCACUGGCGGCUACGUAUACCGGGGCUGCGAGUACCCCAACCUGAACGGCCUCUACAUUUUCGGCGAUUUCAUGAGCGGGCGCCUGAUGUCCCUCCGAGAGAGCCCGGGGCCGGGCCAGUGGCAGUACAGCGAGCUCUGCAUGGGCCGCGGCCAGACCUGCGAGUUCCCGGGCCUCAUCAACAACUACUACCCACACAUCAUCUCCUUCGCGGAGGACGAGGCUGGGGAGCUGUACUUCAUGUCCACGGGCGUGCCGAGUGCCACAUCAGCUCGUGGGGUCAUCUACAAGAUCAUCGACCCCUCCAGACGGGCACCCCCCGGCAAGUGUCAGAUCCAGCCGGCCCAGGUGACGGUGAGAAGCCGCCUCAUCCGCUUUGUGCCCAAAGAAAAGUUCAUCCGGAGGGCCGAGAGCACCCCGCGGCCCACAACGCCCGCGGGCCGCGCGCUGCCCAUCCUGCUGGAUGACGUGCGCUGUGCGGGCGACGAGAAGACCCUGCUGGAGUGCAGGCACAGGGGCCUGGGCACGCACAACUGCAGACACGAGGAGGACGCGGGCGUCAUAUGCAGCCAUGAGGACCCCGACCGUGGGCGAGGGUAGCGGUCCGGCCCGGCUGUCCUGCCUCGGGUCGGAGCCUGGCAGGGCCCUCCGCCUGUGUGUGCCUGGGGCGUGCGCCGGAGUGGAGGGUGGAGGUGGCCAUGGGUGUGGUGUAGAGGGUGGCGCAUCUGAAUGCGGCCCUCACUGACCUGUGCCAGGUACACGGUGUUCUCUGUGUGUCCCUGCUCACGUGUCCCGUGUGUGCUGGGCCGGGGCCCUGCAGGGUUGGUCCUGGUCUUUUCUUACCUCCGAGCAGCGGCAUGAACGCGGUCUGGCCUGGGGACCCUGAGCACUGAGGGCAGCCACCCAUUAGGGACAGACAUGGCCCCUGGCUGUGUUAACAGAGGCCCGGCCGGUGGACCGAGGGAGGGGACCAGGCCUGCCCUGCCAGGGCUGGAGCAGAAGGCCCCAGAGCAGCCGAGGAAUGUGUGGCUGAGGAGGGUGGCCCCGCAGUCAGGCACUGCAGAGGGCGGGAACGCAUCGGUGGGAACAUGUCUGCCCCUCCCCGUGAGGGUCAGGCUGCCUGGGAGGAAGCAGU